CCGAGGUCCCAUUCAUAGUUUUCAAACUUGUUGGGUGAGGUAGGCACAUAAUGUGGUAUGAUGCCACGCAUGUGCUUACGCUCACACAGCUUCUCUGAGCCUCAUUGAAGAAAUCUGCACGUACGCGCCACUCAUGCACCACGAGAUCUUGAGACGGCGCUCACUCAGUGUGGAACAUCGAAUGCAGUAUUUGGAUCAUUUGAAAACAGAAACGAUUGCGGUCCGGCGGGGCGUUGCCAAAUCCUCCACUCCCAGAGUUACUCUCUUGGAAAACAAAGGGAAGAAAAGUGCAGACCACCACUAGGAUCUGUAUGUGCAUAUUUGCACUAGUGGUGCAUCGUUGGAAGUCUGCACUAGCCCAUACAUAGGAUUUCCGAGAUCAUCGGAUUUCUAUCUCAAGUUUUAGCUAACUGAAGCGGCGACUUCGAUGAUCAUCACCUAACCCCCGUAAGAUGUUCCCUCAGAAUAUACGCAUUGACGUUCACCAUCAUUUCUUUCUCGACGCUCAGAAGAAGGCAAAGAAAAAUUUGGAAGUGGGCUGGCGAACACCAGAUGAAAAUUUACCUUGGAAACCGCAGACUAGUUUGGCUGCCAUGGACAAGCUGGGGGUUCAAACAGCAAUUCUCUCUCCCCCUCCAAUGUCAUCCAGUUCAUCUGGAGCAGAAAACCGCGCGCAAGUAAGGCAACAGAAUAUUUACUCAUCGCAAUUAUGCGCAGCAUAUCCUAGCAGAUUCGGAUUUCUCGCUGGCCUCCCAUUCCUGGAUGAUGUUAAAGGUGCCUUUUCUCGUUCGUUAGAAGAGAUCGCCUUCUCCCUUGACGUUCUUGGUGCAGAUGGAGUGGCUCUAAUAUCGAGCUAUGGGGAUGGCAAUUCUGCGAAGUAUGUCGCUGACGAUUUGUAUGAUCCCAUCUGGAAGGAAUUAGACCGAAGACACGCCGUUGUGUUUUUGCAUGGUGCUCAGACGCCUUCCUCUACCCCAUACCCUCAUCCUUGGCUUGGCGUGCCAAUUUCUGAGGUCCCCAACGAGACCUACAAAGCUGCCGCCCACCUGGUGGUUAGCGGAAAGAAACGACGCUUUCAUAACGUCAACAUAAUCCUCACACAUCUGGGCGGGAGCACGCCAUUCCUUGCUCCACGCGUUGCUGCCCUUUCGCAUCAUAUGGGUUGCCCGUUGAGGCCGGACGAGAUCAUAGAAGAUUUCAAGAGCUUCUAUUACGAGACUGCUCUUAGCGCGCACGAAACGACGCUUACCGCAAUGGCGACACUCGUACCGUCUGACCGUCUUCUCUUCGGAACUGAUUUUCCAGCUGUAAGUAUCAAGACGGCCGAGUGGUACACAGAGAACCUGGAAAAAUAUUUCGCUGGAAGACCACUGGACCUCGCUAAUAUCAUGCGCAAUAAUGCUCUUAGGCUCUUUCCAAACCUAGGAAAAAGCAAAGACCAAUAUCCUAGCGGUGGACAGCAGAUCAAUGAUCAACCACACGACGGGCCACAAUGCACUGUGAAUUUGUGGAAGGAGUCCGCGCAUUGA
Suillus subalutaceus is the source of this 1529-nucleotide messenger RNA. RefSeq lists its product as uncharacterized. Gene Ontology annotation, cellular component: cytoplasm. The transcript has 6 exons. Gene Ontology annotation, biological process: secondary metabolic process. The coding region runs from base 453 to 1529 and encodes 358 amino acids. Lineage: Eukaryota; Fungi; Basidiomycota; Agaricomycetes; Boletales; Suillaceae. The record is from RefSeq and is a predicted model, not a curated record. Gene Ontology annotation, molecular function: carboxy-lyase activity; hydrolase activity.